CGAAAUCUCGAUCCCUCCAAGAUCGACUUCUACAAAACCCGCCACAUCACCCCAUAUCAUCCAUCAUCCAUGCCUACUAGGCACAAAGCAUGUACAAAUCACAAGAAACACCCUUCCCAGUCAGAAGAACAGCAUCAUCAAAAGACCUGGAUGAUCCCAGCCUCUCAAGGCAAUAGCAUAAACCACCCAACGAAGAAAAGGCUAAAAAAUAUCAGACGAACGGGAUCGAACCAUGUGUGUAAAUACACAUCAAUCAUCUCAUCUCAUUUCACGCGCGUCAACCCGUCUGAAUGGUUCAGCACGGCUCACAUUGUACAACGAAUAUCCCCGUCCCUGAAGGCUCUCGACCUCUCAAAGAUCCAAGGCCCGAAAAGAUAGAGCCCGUACUCCGGGAUCCCCUCCCCCCUCCAACCCUUCCCGCCGUUACGCUCCGGCCGCCCCGGGUGGAUUGGGAUUUGUCUUCUGGAUCUCGCAUCAUGGCCCAUGAUGUCCCGAAUGUGACUCACCAUCCAAACCCAAAUAUCGCCACAGAUGUUCA
Molecule: messenger RNA, 538 nt
Organism: Colletotrichum acutatum
Lineage: Eukaryota; Fungi; Ascomycota; Sordariomycetes; Glomerellales; Glomerellaceae
Exons: 1
Coding region: 70-378 (102 amino acids)
Source: RefSeq, a predicted model, not a curated record